Messenger RNA from Beta vulgaris subsp. vulgaris (sugar beet), 1547 nucleotides. RefSeq lists its product as hypothetical. Gene Ontology annotation, molecular function: serine-type endopeptidase activity. Gene Ontology annotation, biological process: proteolysis. The transcript has 6 exons. Lineage: Eukaryota; Viridiplantae; Streptophyta; Magnoliopsida; Caryophyllales; Amaranthaceae. The record is from RefSeq and is a predicted model, not a curated record. Bases 188 to 1351 code for a protein of 387 amino acids. Gene Ontology annotation, cellular component: membrane.
AUAUAGAGUAAAGAAACAAAACAAGUAGGUGCAGAAAGCACACCAAACCAAACCAAAUCAAAAAGCAUCCAUGGAAGAAGAAGGAACUUUCCUCUUGUUAACCAAAUUCCGUUGACUCUCCACUCUAUACAUAUCUAUUCCAUUCCUUUUCCCAGCAAAUCCACUCAAACACUAACAGCAAAAAAAGAUGCAUAAUCGAGAUUCAUCUCAAGAAAUCCCAUUACGCGGGAAUCAUAAUAAUUCAAGGGAAAACAUGAUUCACCCAGUUGAUAUUGAAGGCAGACCACCUCCACCUCCAAUGGGAUUUCACCAAGUCAAACAUUUUAAGAAAUGGUUUCCUUGGCUUAUUCCCUUCAUUGUUGUUGCUAAUACCAUUAUGUUUAUAAUCUCUAUGUAUGUUAAUAAUUGCCCCAAAUACUCUCUCUCCUGUUUAGCCCCUUCUUUGGGUCGCUUUGCUUUUCAACCUUUCAAGGAGAAUCCUCUUCUUGGUCCUUCUGCUACUACGCUUGAUAAGAUGGGUGCUUUAUCUAUAGACAAGGUGGUGCAUGGCCACCAAGGAUGGCGUCUGAUCAGUUGUAUUUGGUUACAUGGUGGAGUUUUCCAUCUGCUGGCCAACAUGUUAGGUUUACUAGUUAUAGGAAUCCGGAUGGAGCGAGAAUUUGGUUUUGUAAGGAUGGGCUUGCUGUAUGUCAUUGCUGGACUUGGUGGGAGUGUGAUGUCUGGUCUUUUUGUGCGAUCAAACAUCUCUGUUGGUGCCUCAGGUGCUGUGUUCGGGUUACUAGGUGCCAUGCUUUCUGAGUUGAUUAUUAACUGGACGAUAUACAGUAAUAAGGUGGCAUCAUUGCUAAUGUUGGUUCUCAUCGCUGGAGUCAACCUGGCUGUUGGAAUUCUUCCUCAUGUCGAUAACUUUGCUCACAUUGGAGGGUUUAUUUCGGGAUUUUUCCUUGGCUCUGUAUUUCUGAUCCGACCACAGUUUGGAUGGGUUAGCCAAAAAUAUAUGUCACCUGGUCAUUCUCCGUAUGCAAGGAGGCCAAAAUACAAGAUAUAUCAGUGUACCCUCUGGAUCAUCUCGCUGAUUAUUCUGAUCGUUGGGUUCAUAGUUGCUUUAGUUAUGGUUUUUAGAGGAAUUGAUGGAAAUAAGCAUUGUUCUUGGUGCCAUUACUUGAGUUGUGUUCCUACAUCAAGAUGGAGCUGUAAUUCAGAGCCUGGAUCCUGUAUGCAAAAUCAAUUAGGCAAUCAGAUGAAUUUGACAUGCCUGACGAAUGGGAAAUCAAGAACUUAUAACUUGUCAAAUAUCACCAAUUCUCAGCUGAAUGGCCUGUGCAGCCAGCUGUGCAGCAAGUUCAGAUAGGUCCCUAAAGAGGUGUUAAGAGCUACCUACUUGCAUAUAAAGAACGGUUAUGUAAAGCUAUAAACUUGUUCACAAGUGCCUUUAUUUUUUUUCAUACAUCCUGAUGAUUUUUGUAAAUUUUGCUGAUUCAAAUUUAUACGAUUGUAUCAUCCAAUAGAUUUAUGAAGAGAUGCUAUGGAAGCUAAUAGUUAAGUUA